AUGUCUGCUGAAUUCGUUGAAUCUAUACAUGGCAAAAGACGACUAUGUUACCUCGGUUAUCGAUAUUCUCUCAAAUGUAAAAAUCAAAAUGAUUCCGAGUAUUGGGUAUGUGUGAAGUGUAACGCUACAGCAACAAGUUAUUCGGAUUCGUCAGUCUUAGUGCGUGACGCUCAUACACAUUUACCUGAUGGAACUGAUAUGGAAAUAUUACAGAUUAGAAAAACUUUAAAACAUGAAGUUAUUGAAGAAUCUGGCCCAAUAGAUCGUAUAGUCGAAGAAGCAUACCACGCUGCUAAUCGUCAGUCUCAAUCCAAUAAUUUGAUUAUUAACUUACCAUCGAUUCAUAUAAUGAAAGAUACCUUACAAAAACAACGUCGUAAGACUCGUCCGCCAAUUCCCCAAUCGAUUGAACAACUUCCGUAUCCAUUACCCGACGUUUAUUGUAAAACAACAAAAGAUGAGUUAUUUUUGUUAUACGGUGGGUCACUUGGUGGUACUCGUUCACUCGUUUUUUGCGUCGUCCAAGUUAUAACAGAUGAAUGCCUAAUUUAUGGCAACGUUGUGACAAAAUUAUGGCAAAGCUAUGAUGACGGUCGUAUUGAUAUUCCAGCGUUCUUGAAAGCUGCUGGUAUGAGAUAUUUUCAACGUCCACCAAAAAGUUAA
Molecule: messenger RNA, 663 nt
Organism: Didymodactylos carnosus
Lineage: Eukaryota; Metazoa; Rotifera; Eurotatoria; Philodinida; Philodinidae
Source: the annotation of a GenBank genome assembly